Messenger RNA from Chelonia mydas (Green sea turtle), 1916 nucleotides. It is a transcript of the gene GABRP, whose product is annotated as gamma-aminobutyric acid type A receptor subunit pi. Gene Ontology annotation, cellular component: membrane; neuron projection; GABA-A receptor complex. The record is from RefSeq and is a predicted model, not a curated record. The transcript has 9 exons. The coding region runs from base 1 to 1329 and encodes 442 amino acids. Gene Ontology annotation, molecular function: extracellular ligand-gated monoatomic ion channel activity; neurotransmitter receptor activity; GABA-A receptor activity. Lineage: Eukaryota; Metazoa; Chordata; Testudines; Cheloniidae. Gene Ontology annotation, biological process: signal transduction; monoatomic ion transmembrane transport; chemical synaptic transmission.
AUGGAAUCAAGUGCUGAUGGCUUUGAUGAAGUGUUUUAUGCAGUUUCUGUUGGACUGCUAAAGUGCACGCUGGGCCGUAAAUUGGACACACACAGCAGUGACACGGUAUCGCUCCCUGGAUUUGAGAACCUCACAGAGGGCUACAACAAAUAUCUGAGACCAUACUUCGGUGGGAAACCUGUUCAAAUAGCAUUGAGCCUGGAUGUUGCAAGUAUUUCAAGUAUAUCUGAGAGUGACAUGGACUACACUGCUACAAUAUACCUGAGGCAGCGCUGGACGGACCCCCGCCUGGUUUUUCAUGGGAACAAGAGCUUCACUCUGGAUGCUCGUUUAGUGGAAUUGCUAUGGGUGCCAGACACAUAUAUCGUGGAGUCUAAACGGUCUUUCCUGCAUGACGUUACUGUGAGAAAUCGUCUUAUAAGAUUAUUCUCCAAUGGCACUGUCUUGUAUGCAUUAAGAAUCACUACUACUGUUGCAUGUAACAUGGACCUGUCAAAAUAUCCCAUGGACACACAGAUGUGUAAACUGCAGCUGGAAAGCUGGGGAUAUGAUGGAAACGACAUAGUGUUCACUUGGUUUAGGGGAAACGAUUCAGUUCGUGGCCUGGAAAAACUGCGUCUCUCUCAGUACACUGUGGAACGUUAUUACACUCUGGUCACGAGAUCCCAGCAGGAAACAGGCAACUACCCGAGACUGAUACUGCACUUUGAGCUGCGAAGAAAUAUCCUGUACUUCAUUUUGGAGACCUAUGUUCCUUCCACGCUGCUCGUUGUCUUGUCCUGGGUUUCUUUUUGGAUCACCCUGGAUUCGGUUCCGGCAAGAACCUGCAUUGGAGUAACAACUGUGCUGUCGAUGACAACUCUGAUGAUUGGCUCCCGGACCUCGCUAUCUAAAACCAACUGCUUCAUAAAGGCCAUUGACGUUUAUCUUGGCAUCUGCUUCAGUUUCAUUUUUGGUGCCCUUGUGGAAUAUGCAAUUGCUCACUACAGCUCAUCACAAAAACGUGCAGCUAAAGAGCCUCAAAAGGGGCCUACCAAAGAAACUGAAGAAGUCAACAUCACAAACAUCCUCAAUAGCUCCAUCACCAGUUAUAAGCAGAAAAUAAACUUAGCCAGCAAUGAGAUUUCCAGCGAUAACGUCGACUAUUGUAACCUGACCAUGAAAACCCAUGACAAAAUUAGGUUUGUGUUGAGAAACAAAAUGCACAGGAUCAUCAGCUAUUUCACAAUUCAGAAUCCCAGCAAUGUUGACCAUUACUCGAAGUUACUUUUUCCUUUGUUUUUCAUGCUGGUCAAUGUAUUUUACUGGGCUUACUAUCUGUAUUUUUAGAAAAUGACACCUUCAUUCUCACAUUUCAGAGGAGCUUGAAACCAGGUGGGACCAACCCACCUUUAUUCCUUGAUACCCCUUACUGGACAGAAAACUCACUGAGCUAAUCCUACCACAUUACACUUGUCCUGGAAAGAAAGGUACAUCUUCCACAGCUCAUAGAAGGAGCUGCAAUUCUCAGAACAUUGGGGACCAGAAAUACAGGCAGUAAACCCUUAUUAUUGCUCUAUAACCAACAUUUUUAUCCUGCUCCUUGUCUUGAGUUUCUUUUAAUACAUGUGGGCCAAAGUGUACUUGUGAUUCAGCCACUUUUCUCUCCAUAGAAUGCUAUUAAUCUACGAUGGCAACUGUGAUGCUCUGAAUCUCGGGGGAACACCCUUCACCCCCAUGUUCAUCCUUAUAAUAUGAUUGUGUGGUAUCCAAUGCAAAGUUUGUCACAUCAGCUGUCUUCGGAAGGCUCGUGAUGCGCUGAGCAUUGUUGUUAUAGUAAUGUUAUAGGUUGUAAUUCCAUGUAUAUAGUUAUGAGGCUGAAAAUGUGUCCUUAUGGCUUAAAACAAACCCAGGCAAAAACUCUCCAGGAGAAGAGG